Acanthocheilonema viteae is the source of this 384-nucleotide messenger RNA. Lineage: Eukaryota; Metazoa; Nematoda; Chromadorea; Rhabditida; Onchocercidae. The record is from the annotation of a GenBank genome assembly.
AUGACAAUGAAAACUUUAGAGGAGCCAUCACGGAAAUCAAUAAAUGAUGGAAUUACGGGUACCGUAGGAACACCUCCAGAAACGCCACCACCACUUCCGGAAUCACCGUGUCCUGCGUUAUCCUCUCGAAAGACACCACUUUCUACUCCAUUUUCAAUUGAUACAUCGAGUGCGCAUACACUUCGGAAAGGUUGGUUAAUGCUACGAGGUAAAGGAGCUUUUGACUGGACGAAGCAUUGGGUGGUAUUGGCUGGCCUUUCACUCAAACUGUAUAAAGAUGUCUGGGCUGAAGAUUCUGCUGAACCGUUGCUUUCUGUUGAUCUCAAUGAAUGUGAAAAUGUUUAUCCAUCAGCUUCUGCUAAAAAUUAUGGCAUUGAAAUUAAA